Molecule: messenger RNA, 1119 nt
Organism: Lodderomyces parapsilosis
Lineage: Eukaryota; Fungi; Ascomycota; Pichiomycetes; Serinales; Debaryomycetaceae
Exons: 1
Coding region: 1-1119 (372 amino acids)
Source: RefSeq, a predicted model, not a curated record
AUGAGUUCUGAGCACAGUUUUGUGUUUAGCGCACAGGCAGAUUUUGAAAAGGUUUUCAAGAUUACAUUGAACAAUCCAAAUGAAUUUGCAUCCUUGUUGACUACUACUGGACGCACUACAGUCAAGUUUGUUUUGAAUUGCCCCAUUGUAUUUCUGGUAUCACGUGAACUGAAUGAAUUUGAACCCCCAGAGAAGAGAGAAGAAGGAGAGCUGCAAGCGGAUGUGAAUGUGACGAGAAUCCCGCAAUGUUGUCGUACAGCUCCGAGACCUUCAUGGGCAAGAAAUUGGAAUGGUUUGAACCCGUAUGCCAGAAAACCAGAAACUCCAGAGAAUCCACAAGCGUCAAAUGAAACAAAGAGGCAAUCUGAAUCGAAACCAGUUGUAAAUGUUGAAAGUGAUGAUGAUACUGCAAAUGAGAACGAGAAUCCAUGGCUCAAACCCACUGUUUUCAGCAGAAGAGAAGGUAUUCAUCAGCGGAACUCUUCAAUUGGUGUUGGAAGAAGAGAUAAAGAAGUAACUGGAAGAAGAUCCGUUGUGCAAACUGUUUCGGGUUUAAAAAGUGUUAGAGCAACGAUGAGUGCCAUACAACAGUUGAUUACUUCUCCAGUUCCACCACCAGUUCCACCGGUUUCAUUAACUCAGUCACUUGCUCAAUCCCUGCUUGUUGUUCAAUCCCUACCUGUCGUCCCACUCCACCCUAUUGUCCAGCCCCUGCCUAUUGUCCAGCCCCUGCCUAUUGUCCAGCCCCUGCCUAUUGUCCAGCCCCUGCCUAUUGUCCAGCCCCUGUCAAACACACUGAUUCCUGAUAUCCCCGUCAAUCAUUCCAAGCCAGUUUCGAAGUUGAAGACUUGGUUCAGACGGAAGGUCCUGAAGAUGAAAAGAACGGUUUCCAAGGUCAAAUUGAGAAAAAAACCAGCGGAACCAGUUACCUGUGAGGAACUGCCAGAAGAGGAACCAAUGUAUUCGGUUGGUGUUGCCAAUAGGAAUCCUUAUGAAAACAUGAUUGUGUAUCCAAGGUACAAUCCGUACAGUACCGAGAGAAUUUUACAGGAGUACUCUAGUGAACCACUUGGACCAAUCAUUGACAAUCGACCCGACACUAGUGAAUUCCAAUUUUGA